AAGCAGAUUUUCAGACCCAAACAUUGGGUUAUGCUGAGCCGCUGGCCCAAUUAUGAAAUACGGUUAGGUUACCAGGCAAUACUUAAAUCUCCGGCGAGUCGCCGGCGCAUAUUCCCACCUGUACCUGGUUCCUUUCCUUAGUAUAUCUCUCUUGAAUGGGGUAAGAGUAUUCACAUCUUGAGCCCUAGACCCCAUCAGAGGUGGGGGGAUUAUACUGGGUCAUCGUUGUUCUGUUGGGUGGAGUUUUGCAUCUUGGUGAGAUAGGCAAAGGAGAACCACUAAGCGGCUCCACCACCCUUAAAUAGGUGCAUGUGGUAGUUCAUUUCCCAAGUCAUUUGACAGGUUGCUAUGUUUAGUUUUGUCACGUAACAGUUUCUGAAGUUAUAGCAUGGCCAUACCGUGCUCUUAAUUUGGGACGUGGCACCGGAAAUCAUAAAGACAAAUGACAGCGAUCACGAAGACAGACGAUAGCAAUGGUGCGGAAAGUUUUUUGCUUCUCUCCAAACUCCCCCUUUGGUAGCUCGGGGUUACACCGUCACAUCUAUGUGGAAAGAAGGGAAGGAGUAGCGUUUUGGCCCGGUUAUCCAAGAAUGGGGAAAAUUUAGACUUAUAGACCCUGAUUCAUUUUCAGACCAUUUUCUGUUGCCUCAAAAUGAAAGCUGUUAUGUGUAUUUCAACUAAAAUUAUGAAAACACGAUUCGAAUCCAUCAAAGCCCACCCUUGGAUCCUGCAAACUUGUGCAAGGUCCAUGUCCCAGUCCACUUCCAUUCCCAAAAAGCAGCAGCGAGUGCGAGACCAUGGCUUUGACAAGUACAUGGAGGUGGAGAAGAAAAUGCGCAAAGUCCUGAAAUUCCAAGACCUAAUCCUCACCCGCCCAAACUCAAUGAUUGCGGUCUCUCACUUGGACACCCUCGCGUGCCGGAUCGGGUUCAAGCAGUUCGAAGCUGGCAGAUUCAUCCUCAAGUUCCCACAUGUUUUUGAGGUAUUUGAACACCCGGUCCAGCGGAUUCUUUAUUGCAGGUUUGCUAGAAAAGCCCAUAUGCAGAUGGAUCAAGAAAACAAAGCCCUUCUGGCACAAAUUCCAGAAGCCAUCACCCGGCUGAGGAAGCUUCUCAUGCUCUCUAACACCGGUCGGCUCCGGCUUGAACAUGUUCGGAUCGCAAGGAAAGCAUUUGGGCUGCCCGAUGACUUCGAGUACUCGGUAGUUCUCAAGAACCCUCAGUAUUUCAGACUGUUUGAUGCCGAAGAGACCAGAAACAAGUACAUUGAGAUUGUAGAGAGGGACCCGAAGUUAUCUAUAUGCUCUAUCGAAAAAGCAAGAGAGAAAGAGUACAGAGAAAAGGGAGGGGACGCUGAGAAUAUACGGUUUUCGUUUAUCAUCAAUUUCCCUCCUGGUUUCAAGAUUGGCAAGUACUUCAGGAUUGCAGUUUGGAAAUGGCAGAGAUUGCCUUAUUGGUCUCCAUAUGAGGAUAUUUCAGGGUAUGAUUUAAGGUCACUCGAAGCACAGAAAAGGAUGGAGAAGCGAGCCGUUGCCACCAUUCAUGAGCUCUUGUCAUUGACUGUGGAAAAGAAGAUAACUCUAGAGAGGAUUGCCCAUUUUAGGCAGGCCAUGGAUUUGCCAAAGAAGCUCAAAGAGUUUCUCCUUCAGCACCAAGGGAUAUUUUACAUUUCAACCAGGGGAAACCAAGGGAAACUGCACACUGUCUUUCUCAGAGAGGCAUACAAGAGAGGAGAACUUAUUGAACCGAACGAUUUGUAUUUGGCUAGAAGGAAACUGGCUGAACUUGUAUUGUUGAGCCCAAGGAAAGCCAAGGUGGAUCAUGAAUUGGUUGCUUAUAAGAGAAGAGACAGUGGGGAUGAUGAUGAUGAUGAUGAUGAUGAAGCAGCUUAUUUUCCAAGAGAGAAUGGAAUUGGUUGGGGAAUGGGCCGGGGAAAUGGGGAUAACGAAGAGAGUUUGGGUUCGGAUUCAGAUUUGGAUUGCGGUCAUGGAUCGGAUUACAGCGAUGGCACUGACGAUGAGGAUUUGGGCACGGGCAAUUCGCGAGGAUCGUAGUGAGGUAUUAUCAUCAUCUCCAUCAUCAUAUUAAUAGGCUAUUUUUGUGACAGUAGACUGAGUUGGAGGAGUUCAAAAAUCAUCCCCAUUCUCAUUUGAUGUAUAAAAAACAUUUGUUUGUAGUAUCUUAUAAUGAUGAUCAAGUUUUUUAUUCUUUUUUGUGUGUGUGAAAAAGGAAGCAAAGGAUAGAUUGGGUUUCUAUUAACAAGUCAAAUGGCAUUUACUAAGAAAGGCAAAUUAUUACG
Molecule: messenger RNA, 2298 nt
Organism: Cuscuta campestris
Lineage: Eukaryota; Viridiplantae; Streptophyta; Magnoliopsida; Solanales; Convolvulaceae
Source: the annotation of a GenBank genome assembly